Molecule: messenger RNA, 507 nt
Organism: Tauraco erythrolophus (red-crested turaco)
Lineage: Eukaryota; Metazoa; Chordata; Aves; Musophagiformes; Musophagidae
Source: RefSeq, a predicted model, not a curated record
UGCAAAAAGACAAAGCCGACGCUCUCAACAUACCUGGCCAAGAACUACAGCUACAUCAUUCACGCCAAAGUAAAGAGCGUAGAAAGAGGGAACUGCAAUGAGGUAACGACUGUGGUUGAAGUCAAAGACAUACUCAAGUCUUCAACGCCAAUUCCUCUGUCUCAAGUGCCGCUUCUUACGAAUUCCUCCUGCCAGUGUCCACCUCUUCAACCGAAGCAGGAUGUCCUCAUCAUGUGCUAUGAAUGGCGCUCCAGAUUGAUGCUUCUUGAUGGAUGUCUCGUUGAAAAAUGGAAGGAUCAACUAAACAAAAGAUUUAAGAGGUGGGAACAGAGACUGCAAGAACAAAAGCUGCGAACGGCCCGCAGUAAGAACCAGAAUGCAGGACACAGUGGUCGGAGUGGAGCCCCAAAGCCAUCAACCAAGAACACCAGCCCGCUGGUCAGUGGCCCCAAAAAGGCCACUAAAAUAAGAAAUGGCCAGAAGGAAAUCAACCCUAAAAAAGUAUGA